Molecule: messenger RNA, 471 nt
Organism: Didymodactylos carnosus
Lineage: Eukaryota; Metazoa; Rotifera; Eurotatoria; Philodinida; Philodinidae
Source: the annotation of a GenBank genome assembly
AUGAAAAAAUGUAAACCUGUUAAGAAGAAAACCGAAAUAUGUUCAUCAAUAACAACUACAACACCGGCUCCGGUCACAUAUAAUGGUCGCGAGCUUGUGACAAAAGUUAUUGAAGAACCAGCUGGAAUGUGGAAAGAUCUUAAAAUCGUACAUGGAAGAGCUCGUCAUCCACAAUUACAACGAUCAAUAGAACGUUGUAAUCAACACAUAAAACAAUUGAUAGUUUUAUCCGGUCAUGAACCAAAAAUUGGUUUAACAUCAACAUCCUUACAUCCAUCUAUAUUCGAUAGUAUAACAACAGAAGAAGAACUAGAAAAGGAAUUAGACAUACCAGCAGUUGUCGAUCAAGAUACAAUUGAUGAAGGCGAAAGUAGUCAUGAAACAGAAGGAAAAGGCUCAAAGAAUGAUGAUGAAGAAAGUAGUGGUGAACAAGAUGGUCAAGAUUUAGAUAUGAGUUCACUUAAUGAUUGA